AUGGCUUCUUUCGAUCAAUUUUUAGAUGGAGAAAGUAGCCAAGAUGCUGAAGUUAGGUAAGAACAUCAUUUUGAAUUUUAUUUAUUGUUUUAUUACAGUAAUCGAAUGGCAAAUAUAUUCGCCGAAGAUGAUGAGCAAGACACUAUUGUAGAAAAACCGAAACCUUCUAUGAAAAUAUUCUCCACAACUGCUUUUCUAUCUGUAGAAAAUGCGCAGAGUAUCAAAUGUGGUUUGAUUGUGAUAAAAAAUGAUGGAAAAAUCUACACAAUUUUAUACGACUCCUCAAAAAAGUGUAUAUUUCGAUGUGAAUUGAAUCAACUGUUAAUUGAAAGUAUUGAUCAAGCAUCGCUCAGUAUAAAAUAUGAUGUUCCAAUCGAAAAUAUUCAUCAAAAGGCUAAGCUAACAUUCAUCGAUCUUUCCGAUUUCACAAGAUAUUCAGCUCUACUUUUCCUACACAACAAUUCCAAGCCAUUUUUCAUAUUGGAUUCUGGUGGAGCUGGUGAAAAAAUCGAGGAAUAUUUUUCAGUUCUUUACGAUACUGUUAAAUAUAAAAUGGAACAAAUUGGGCUAAGUCUUCCCGUUCCACAAUCAAAUAUCAAAUCAAAAUUGACACCAGAAAAAUUGGAAAAUCAUCCAUAUUUGUCUAAUUUUGUGGGACUUUCAAAAAAUGCAAUUUUAUUGGUAAAACCUGACGAGGAAAACGUUGUUUAUCAGGUAAAUUUUUUUAUUUUAUUUGUGGGUUUUUUUCAGAACUCAAACAGAUAUUUCAGGUCACAAUAAGAAAAAUCAAAGCUCACACACAAAUAAUCGAAUCAUCAGUUGAACCAGAAGAUCCUUCAUUAUUGGAAAGAAUUUCGAAAAUUGGCAAAAAUGUGAUGCCACCACCAACAACAUCUCAGGAAUCAAAACCAACAGAAUCUCUAAAUUUAUAUGAAAUUAUUCAUCGGGUUGUAGGUGUUGAAAUUGAUCGAAUGGAAAUGAGACUGAAUGCGAGGCUAGAACAUUUUGAAACACAGGUUUGAUAUUUUCCCAGGAAAAAAAUAAAUUCACAAUUUUCCAGGUUAUCGAUCGAUUAGAAAAACAAAAUCGUCUAUUGGAAUCAUUAGUCAAACGGGAGAAUGAAAAUUUAUGA
This is a messenger RNA of Caenorhabditis angaria, 1132 nucleotides long. The record is from the annotation of a GenBank genome assembly. Lineage: Eukaryota; Metazoa; Nematoda; Chromadorea; Rhabditida; Rhabditidae.